UAUUUUCACUUUAUCACACGUUUUUGAUUUUUAGGUUAUUUUCAGUCCCAACAAGCAGCAUCAGAUAAUAUUGUAUCAGCAGCAAAGAGAAUUAAUUUAGUCAUUCUAUAUCCCAUAUCAAAAUACGAUUAUUGUGUCAUGUGAAUUUUAACAUCAGCUCAACAACAAAGAACUUGACUGAUCAUAUUUUAUGAUAGUUCAUAGUGCCAAAAAUAUAAGUUUGUUUUGUUGACUUGCUUGCUUCAAAACAUGGGAUUUAAAUUUGAGGCAAUUAUUGGGACUUAUGAACAGUUUCUAGUUGGUUAUAAAUUACGUAAAGUUGAUGGGGAAAGAAAAUUUGUUCAAAGCUUUGCUAAUCAUUCUCAUCAAGGUAGCGUGAAGUCCAUUGCCAUUUCUGGAAAAUGGUUAGCUUCAAGCGGCAGUGAUGAAGUAAUCCACAUCUAUGAUAUGCAGGAAAGAAAACAGAGUGGGACAUUGAUGAAACAGAACGGUAGCGUCAAUAGUAUCGCAUUUACUCCUGAUACAUCUUAUUUACUGAGUGCUAGUGAAGAUGGGAGUAUCGCUAUAUUCAAAACAGGAAGCUGGCACAUGGAAAAGCUUUUGAAGAAGGCUCAUGAUGGAGAAGGCGUUACUGCGUUGGCGGUCCAUCCCUCUGGAAAAAUGGCAUUGUCUCUUGGUAAAGAUGUAACACUCAAGACGUGGAAUCUAGUAAAAGGUCGCUCGGCUUACACCACAAAUCUUGCGAGGAGUGGCUGCAGAUUAUUGGAUCUGUUGGUCUGGUCUCCGGAUGGUUGCCACUACGCUGUACCAAUGAACAAUUUGGUGGACGUGUUCUCAGUUGCAGUGGCUGGAGUCACUCACACGUUUCACUUGAAGAAGAAAGUCACCGCCAUCACCUUCUUGAAUGACAAAGUGGUGUGCAUUGGCGAGGAGGACGGCAGCCUGAGCGCUCACUCGCUGCAGACUGGCCUGGAGUGCUGGCGAGUGGUGGUUGACAAGCGGGUGCGUGGGCUGGCGAUGCAUGAGCAGCGCUACCUGGUGGCUGCCUGCAGUGGCGGCUCCAUCGCUGCCUACAAGCUGACUGCACCCGCCGAGGAGCCCACCCUCGUCGCCACUGUUGACACCGGCUGUCGAAUCACCUGUCUCGCCCUCUCCUCAAACACCUCCAGGAAAAUAAAAGAAGAGAAAGAAGAUAGCAGCAUGUUAGGAGAGGAAGUGAGUGAGGUUGUAGUGGCUAAUGGGAGUGGCAAGCGCAGAGGCAGUGACUCAGACCAACACAAAUCACCUCCAAAGAAGAAAAAGAAAAAUUUGAAUAAUAAAAAAGCUAAGCUUAGCUCCUCGAAUUGGACAGUCACACCCAGCACAAGCACGUAAAAUGCAACUUUAUGGAAUACAUUUAUUGUGAUCUCUAAGAGACUUCUAUAUAAUUUUGUAUUAUUUUACCUACACCUUUUAAUUGUUAAUGUAAAAACAGAUUCCAUAAUUAUUAGAUAUAUUCAUGAGACUUUCUUCUUAUUUAUGAUUUUAUUAUGAACGUUUAUUCUAUAGAGUUUUUUCAACAGAUUACCUGAAUUAAUUUUCUCUACAACCAUUUUAUAACUUGGGCAUUAUUCAAUGUUGAAGUUAAUAUUCCAUUGGAAAUGUCUUGGUUCAUCUCAUAGGGUGGAAUUUUUUGGUUUGAUAUUGGGUGCAUGGAAUUCUAGAUAGAAAUUAUUUGUGCUACUCUAUUUGUUCAAAGAACAUAGGUAAAUCACUUUCGUUCAUUAUAUUAUAGAAAAAUGUGUUCGUUAAUAUUACCUGUCUACUUGUGAUUGUCAAUUGUUGUUAAAACAAAUUAAUGAUUCAAGACAAGUUGAUUAUUAUUUAUGUUUCAAUCGAUGUUAAAUUACAGUAAUAAAAAUAUCAAUUGUUGUUUUUAUACGAUCAUAUUUUGUUCAAAUUAUAUACCAAUUCAUUUUUUAGAUUGUUGUAAAUUUUGGGUACUUACCAAAAAGUAUUUGUUUGGAUUUUAAUGUUCUUAAUUAGCUGAAUAUGUUGAUUUAAAAUAAUACUUAAAUCACAGCAAUAGUAUUAUUAAUGAUUUUUUGUAAAUAAUCAACAUGAAAUUAAUUUGUACAUGUCAAUACGAUUUUAAAAAGUCACUCAUUUUUGUUGGAAUGAAUUUUGGAUGGAAAUAAAAAUUGAAGUAACGGAAAUACACAGCUUUAUUGACAAAAAUAUAAA
Messenger RNA from Nilaparvata lugens (brown planthopper), 2223 nucleotides. RefSeq names its product p21-activated protein kinase-interacting protein 1-like. Bases 250 to 1374 code for a protein of 374 amino acids. The transcript is spliced from 7 exons. Gene Ontology annotation, molecular function: protein binding. NCBI's taxonomy places the organism in Eukaryota, Metazoa, Arthropoda, Insecta, Hemiptera, Delphacidae. The record is from RefSeq and is a predicted model, not a curated record.